Molecule: messenger RNA, 1995 nt
Organism: Penicillium waksmanii
Lineage: Eukaryota; Fungi; Ascomycota; Eurotiomycetes; Eurotiales; Aspergillaceae
Product: putative glucokinase regulator family protein
Exons: 3
Coding region: 1-1995 (664 amino acids)
Biological process (GO): amino sugar catabolic process; negative regulation of glucokinase activity; glucose homeostasis
Cellular component (GO): cytosol; nucleoplasm; mitochondrion
Molecular function (GO): enzyme binding; carbon-oxygen lyase activity; fructose-6-phosphate binding
Source: RefSeq, a predicted model, not a curated record
AUGGAUCUCGGCAAUUUGACUAAUCUGCAGACGGAAGGGGUCAAUUCCCGGACCGUCAAUAUCGACCGCAUCUCAACAUUGGAGAUGUGCACCAUCAUUAAUGCGGACGACCAUAGAGUUUCCGAGAGUGUUACACCGUGCCUGCCCGCCAUCGCAGGUGCCAUCGAUGGGUUGGCAUUGCGCGUGCGCCGAGGAGGCAGAGUGAUUUAUGUCGGGGCCGGAACCAGCGGCAGACUUGGCGUAUUGGAUGCCUCGGAGAUACCACCUACCUUUGCAGCACCUCGUGAACAGUUCAUCGGGUUAAUCGCUGGUGGAGAUGCGGCAAUUCGACAAGCCCAAGAAGGUGCCGAGGAUGACGAGCACGCUGGCGAAGAGGACAUGAGGAAUCUUAACCUCAAUCCCGAACUGGAUAGCAUCAUUGGAAUCGCCAGUUCGGGCCGUACACCAUAUGUGCUUGGGUGUCUCGCGUUCGGCAAGAGAUUGGGAUGUUUCACUAUUGGUGUUGUCUGCGCGAAACCCUCUAUGAUCGGAAUGUCUGGAAAUGUGGACUUUCUGAUCGCACCUCUUCCGGGCCCGGAGGUUGUUACUGGAAGCACGAGAUUGAAGGCUGGAACGGCGACAAAGUUGGUUCUCAAUAUGCUCAGUACUGGCACAAUGAUUCGAACUGGAAAGACUUACGGUAACAUGAUGGUUGAUCUCCAAGCGUCCAAUUUGAAACUGAAACAGCGUUCGAAGAACAUUCUGAAGCGACUGAGCUCAAAGUGUGCCGCGAUGGUAGAAUCUGAUCUGGACGAACUGCUCAGCGAGUGUGAGCACAGCGUUAAGCUUGCUCUUCUUGUUGCGGAGACCGGCAAGUCUGUCGAAACUUGCAAGGGAGAUCUGAAGCAUGCAGGGGGGAUCCUUUCAAAGGCACUGGACGUGGCAGUGACAAAUGUCCGGCCCGUAUCGAAUGAGGUCGCGAGGAAAUUCGCGCUUUGCAUUGAUGGAGGAGGUACCAAGUGCGCUGCGGUAGUUGCCGAUGCAGCAGGAAACACGACUCGCGGAUAUGCCGGUCCAUGCAAUCUUACCGAUGCCAUUUCGAAUGUGGAUGGAGUAGUAUCCACAUUGAUCGAAGCCGCCAAGAAUGCCUUGAAACAGCACAUUCCCGAGAAGGAGCUGACCGCAUCCGCCUGGAAAGGCUAUCUGCAGACUGUAUUCCACUCGGUCUGGAUUGGGGUGGCUGGCUUGGAUCGUACCGGGCUGAAGGACUCUUUGGUUCCUCAACUUAGCGAGACCUUUGGCUUGAAUCAUACAACUGGCGCGUUCCGAUUGACUAGCGAUGUAGAUCUUUUGCCUGCUACCGUGUCUUCCAACGACAACCAUCCGCCAGUAGUUGUUCUGAUCGCGGGUACUGGUAGUGUUGCCAUGCGAUACAACUGGGACCAGGAGGAUGGGUAUGUUCGCGUGGCUCGUUCCGGGGGUUGGGGGCACAUUCUGGGGGACGAAGGUGGAGGCUAUUCAAUUGGCCGUGAGGCGAUCCAAUUCACGCUGGAUGUGUUAGAAGAGCGCACCCUGGGACUACAAUCGCACGAUCUAGGUGAACUUGAGCUGGCUGUUAUCGAGAAGCUUGGGUGUCCUACAGAAGAAGAUGGAAGUAUUGAUCUUUUGACGGAGAUUCUUUCUACGCAAGAAGGUCGGAAUAUCAAGACUCGAAUUGCUGGGGUGGCAGAGGCUGUCUUGAGACUUGCCCAGGGCAACGAUGCUGCAAAGAAAAUCGUUCAGCUUCAAGUCUCUCGUCUCAUCAAUAAGACCCUUGCUCGUUUGACUGAUAGUCGAUCCAACGGUUUCUCGGCUGCCGAAAAGUCGGAACUUGUCUUGACUGGAGGAUUGAUGAAGAAUGGUGAAUAUCAAGCAGCGCUACGAGGACAUUUAGAGCAGAGUGGAUUGCAAUUUCGGUCGAUUCGUCUCGUCGAGGACGUGGCGGAAACAGUCGCAAAGGGCUUGGUCUUAAAAUAG